AAGCUUGGGAGGCUUCUGUGGAGGAAGAUGAUUCAAACUCUGCCUGUCCUGCCUGCAUGAGGAGGUGAAGGACUGCUGCUCGUCCCUGGGCUACGUUUGAGCCGUUACUUCUAUACAUCCCAAGAAGGAAUAACAACGCAGAAGUCACCGGUAUCAUACAGAUAGCUGUGGUUUAGAAAAACGUAGAAAUGUAAGACUUUUCUUCUGUAAUGGAUCUUUGUUCAAGUCCCAGUUAUGACACCUUAUGGAGGCCGUAUUCCAGGAGAAAUUUAAUGAAGGUAGUGGUAUGUUGGAAGUGGAGGGAGGAAGAGAGCCGCUAGCCAGAGCCCAGGUAUUUGCCCUGGCUCCUCUCAUCCUCAGUUUUACAUCGUGACCAAAUGUCUCAUCGCUGCCAGAAUCAGGCCCUAAGAAAGCUAGUUUCUAAGUGAGUCCGGAGUAAGGUAGGCUUAGCGUCAUUUUUCUGACGCUUUCAGAGCCGUGAAAUUCUGCAGGGUCCAACAAGGUGUCGCAGCUCUGGCAGAGAGACACCACCGCUCAAACUGCCCUUCUGUGACUUUCUAAAGCCUAAAAAGAUCUUUAAAGAACACCAUAUGUACAUGCACUUCACCUCUCUGGAAAGAAGACAGGCUUGUGUCGGUCAUUUUGGGAGGAGAUCUGUAUUCUGUGGGAUAGACGGGCAAGCGAGCCGGCGGGAGGCAGGUCCGGACGCCUUGCUCCUUCCUAGGGCCUGGACCUCGCCAAAGGAUGGUCCUUCUUAAUCCCAGUGCUUCCCCCAAACUACCAUUCUGCAGUCUUUAUUGCAGGUUUGGAAAUUUUGAUACCACAGAGGCCAAACAUUCAGAAAUCAUUACACUCCCUUAAUUUUUUUUUUUUUUUUCAAACAAAUACACUUAGGGUUAAUAUCCUCUGGCUUGUAAGCUCUAAAAUACAUUUGGGCAAUUUCCCAUAUUUUUCUCUCUAAUCACAAAAGCAAAAUGCUUGCCUUAAUUUUUUUCUUACACAGUGACGUGGUUCCUGGGGCUGGGGACUCCGUGAGAGUGCAAAAUACGACAAAUAGUCUAUAUCUAGUGACACGUCCUCAGUUUUGGCCCGAGCAGAGACAAAGCAGCAACACUUGCAUGUACCAGACAAAAGGAGUGUUAGAUUACAUUUGGAAGCUUCUGUGGACAUUGAAUUACUGGAAGAGAAAUGAUUCUAGUGAUUAUUUAUCAGAGGAUCAGCAGAAACGGCAACUCAGACCUGAGGUGAUAAAAAAAGACAAGGCUGGGAAGAGAUAACUCUUCUGUGCAUUCUGUAUUACAUUUCAGCAUUGAAAGUUAUAUAAAGUGGCAAUACACUUUUUUCUAGCAGAAAACCUGACCAGUUAUGUUAUUUAUGUUAUCCUCUGUAUUGCAAGGAAAAAAUAGUCUAUUUUAAUUGUUUAUAUAUAUUUGAGUUAUGGAAAGUUAUAAGUAAAGAUGGUAGAAACAUGUUUGAAACAGAAGUAUGGACAUGAUUCAAUGGUUAACUUAUUUCCUAAAUGAAUGAGAAAGGAAACAGGUUGCUGCAAGCUUCUACUCUCACUUCCUUAUGAGAGAAGACAUAGAGGCUGUCUGAGAAAGAACGGGGCCAUUGUGCGUGCUCGUCUCGGGCAAUCAUGGGUAACUGGGUAGAGAAUGAAGGACUGUCCAUCUUCGUCGUUCUUGUGUGGCUGGGCUUAAAUGUCUUCCUCUUUUGGUGGUACUACCUUGCAUAUGAUAUCCCACCAAAAUUCUUCUACACCAGAAUACUCCUUGGCCGUGCUUUGGCACUGGCAAGGGCCCCUGCAGCUUGUCUGAAUUUCAACUGCAUGCUGAUUCUGCUGCCAGUAUGUCGAAACUUGCUCUCCUUCCUCAGAGGAUCAAGUGCGUGUUGCUCUACCCGCGUCAGACGACAGCUGGACAGGAACCUCACCUUUCACAAAAUGGUGGCAUGGAUGAUCGCCCUUCAUACUGCAAUUCACACCAUCGCACACUUAUUCAAUGUAGAGUGGAGUGUGCAAGCCCGUGUUGAAGAGAAAGGAACUCUGGCAGCUGUGCUUUCUAGCCUUGGUGAUAACCCAAAUGAAAGCUAUAUCAACUUUUAUAGAAAAACUAUUGGGAAUCCUGUGGGGGGCCUGUAUGUGGCUUUCACGUAUUUGGCUGGUCUCACUGGCGUUAUCAUCACACUGGCCCUCAUACUAAUCAUCACGUCAUCCACCAAAACCAUCCGAAGGUCGUAUUUUGAAGUAUUUUGGUACACCCACCAUCUCUUUGUCAUCUUCUUCAUUGGCCUUGUCAUCCAUGGUGCUGGGCGUAUUGUACGGGGCCAGACAGCUGCAAGUCUGGCUGAACAUAAUCCAGAGAUUUGCUACAAGAACUUCACUCACUGGGGGAAGAAGGGCGCUUGCCCAAUCCCCCAGUUUUCAGGGAAUCCUCCUAUGGUGGUCAUUCAUCCCUUCAAGACAAUUGAGCUCCAGAUGAUGAAGAAGGGCUUCAAGAUGGAGGUCGGGCAAUACAUUUUUGUCAAAUGUCCAGCAGUGUCUAAACUGGAAUGGCAUCCAUUUACAUUAACCUCUGCUCCAGAAGAGGAUUACUUCAGCAUUCACAUCCGUAUUGUAGGAGACUGGACAGAGGGCUUGUUCAAUGCCUGCGGAUGUGAUAAGCAAGAAUUCCAGGAGGCAUGGAAAUUGCCCAAAAUAGCCGUGGACGGCCCCUUUGGAACAGCGAGUGAGGAUGUAUUCAGUUAUGAAACUGUUAUGCUUGUUGGAGCUGGAAUAGGGGUCACCCCCUUUGCAUCUGUACUCAAGUCUGUCUGGUACAAAUACUGCCACGAUGCGACCAACCUAAAACUCAAGAAGAUUUAUUUUUACUGGCUUUGCAGGGACACUCAUGCUUUUGAAUGGUUUGCUGACCUCUUGCAGUCUCUGGAGGCUCAAAUGCAGGAGAGGAAUAACGCAGACUUUCUCAGCUAUAACAUCUACCUUACAGGCUGGGAUGAAUCUCAGGCCACUCACUUCGUAAUGCAUCACGAAGAAGAGAAAGAUGUGAUUACAGGCCUUAAACAGAAAACCUUGUAUGGAAGACCUAACUGGGAAAAUGAGUUCAAAACUAUUGCGGGGAAGCAUCCUGGCUCCAGAAUAGGUGUUUUUCUCUGUGGACCUGAGGGCCUAGCUGACACACUCAACAAGCAGAGCAUCAGCAACUCAGAAGCUGACCCGCGAGGAGUACACUUCAUUUUUAACAAGGAAAAUUUCUAACUCCCAAGCAUGUGGGAGUCAUUCUAUACAAAGUCUAAAGACUGGAUCUCUUUUUCUGUUUGGAGUCUGGGAAGGACAGCCCAGCUUCUAAUCUCAGCUACACUAACACAAAUCCCUUUGCUGCUUGGGAAUUAUUUUGGCUCUGUGGUAGAGUAAAAGAGUCAAGUUUUACCUUAGGGAAGUUUGCACUGCCCUCCGCGUCCUGGCAAUUUAGUAGAAAUCUAUUUUCUUUGUCUGUGUGAGGAGAUUUCCCCUCAAUUAACUGCCUUUAUCCUCCUAUUAUUCAUAAUGACUGCUGAAGGGUCUAGGCAGCCAUAUGCAUUUGGGAGACAAUUCACGCUGAUAAAGCUUAAUGCUAUUAAACAAUAAAGCAUUCUAGCAUAAUGCUUGCUAUUAGGAGACAGCUUAUCCUGGCUGCAGCCAGUCCCUGGAACUAGGGGGGUUUGGGGAAGGGUGACUGGGAAAGAUUGUUCCUUGCAAGAGGAAAUCUCCUUUGCGCACCAGCAUCUUUCAGGCUUCCGAAUACAAGCCUAAACGUCUUGUCCAAGAGGUAACGCAGGCAGCUGAAGAGCAGCCGUUCCUCUUUAGGAAAGCAGAGAACUGGAAAGGAACCACCUGGAUUUCUGAGUCCCACCCCCACCCCAGCUGUGGGGGGAUGACGACAACAGAAUCAAACCAAGUCCCGCACCCGGCACGUGAACCAUCGCUUGGCUGCUUCGAACGCUCUCGGUUUCACAUCUUCAAAUUCACGGUACAGGGAUCCAGACAAGAAGAGAUUUUGUGUUUUCAAGACUGCCAUUUCUGAUUUUCAAGGCUGAAGAAACUUGUUGCUAAAUGAUUUAAUAGGUAUUUUCUGAAGCAUUCUUAAAUGCAUACAGUGCUUUUGGCCCUGUUGUUCAGCUGUUCCUCUUUGAUAGUGAACCAGCUUUGAGAAAGCAAUGAUCAUGUGGGCAGUAGCUGGAAUAGCUAUGAAUAAAGUUUCUGAUGUGUAUAAGACACCCAUACACAGCACAGUACUUCUGUAUGUACAGUACAGGUAACAGGUUCUUAAAAAAAAAAAAAAGGAACCAAAACUUUUAAUACCAGCAGCAGAUAAAAAAAGCAUUAAAACCAGCAGCACAGAAAAAAUGAAAAAAGAAGUGCAAAAAGCCUUGAAAAAAGCCACAGUUUAGUAUACCAUGGGUCUCCUGUUCAGCUCAGUCACCUGCUUAGUGACUUUUAAACUCUGCAGUCAAGCCCUGCAAUAGCUCUUACACAGCACAAGACCUUUCUGACAGGUUCUUACUGUCACAGAAGAAAGUGGUGGUCUGCUUCUGCAAUUUCAAGCAAGUUUGUGUAGCCAUCUGGUUGCAUGUAUCAUAUUUUACACCUCAACUUGCCAGACAGGAUGUGUUCUCCCUUUAUACCAUUUUUAAAUGUUAUCCAAGCACUCCAUGCUACUUCAGAAGGACAGCUUACCCAUUCCUAUUUAUUAAUAUCAGUUUCUGGCAAGUGCUGGCAAAGAUCAACUCUUGGUGGGGAAUUUUUCAGUUCUUUCCCUCAGAACGGCCACAUUUAAAUCCACAUAAUUCUGUUUGAAACACAACUAUUAAAUCAGAAUAGAACAUAAGCAAAAUUAAAGAAACUUCUUCUGUGGAAUAAAAAAUAUUGCUACUGAAACAUAAUAAGGCUCUCGUCCCAU
Molecule: messenger RNA, 4937 nt
Organism: Aquila chrysaetos chrysaetos
Lineage: Eukaryota; Metazoa; Chordata; Aves; Accipitriformes; Accipitridae
Gene: CYBB
Product: cytochrome b-245 heavy chain
Exons: 12
Coding region: 1637-3256 (539 amino acids)
Biological process (GO): superoxide anion generation; defense response
Cellular component (GO): plasma membrane; NADPH oxidase complex
Molecular function (GO): superoxide-generating NAD(P)H oxidase activity
Source: RefSeq, a predicted model, not a curated record